Molecule: messenger RNA, 1002 nt
Organism: Dioscorea cayenensis subsp. rotundata (Guinea yam)
Lineage: Eukaryota; Viridiplantae; Streptophyta; Magnoliopsida; Dioscoreales; Dioscoreaceae
Product: putative disease resistance protein At1g63350
Exons: 4
Coding region: 1-1002 (333 amino acids)
Biological process (GO): defense response to other organism
Molecular function (GO): protein binding
Source: RefSeq, a predicted model, not a curated record
AUGUCUAAUGAGAAUAUCAUGUCCAAUAGUGGGAAGAUUUUGAGCUCACUAAAGAAUUCAGGUACUGAAGUAGUUCAAGGUGUGCAAGAAUCAUUACUUCUGAUUUUGAAAUUCAGUUAUGAUACUCUACCUAGAAAUAUUCAGGAGUGUUUCUUGUCUACUUCCAUUUUACGAUGGUUAUCUAAAGAUGAAUUGUUGGAAUUAUGGAUGGGUUUAGGCCUAAUCAACAAUUUACAACAAGCUUAUCCUACAGCAAGGGAGAUCUUUAAGAAGCUAGAGGAAUCAUGUUUAUUGCAGUAUUCUUCUGAUGAUGAUUAUGGUUUUGUGAGGUUACAUGAUUAUCUGAAUUAUUGGAAUAAAUCGCCCUUUGUUGAAAUACCAUCAAUCAAUGCAGAGAAUUGGAGAUUCGCGAACCGAGUGAUUAUAAGUGGCAAGAUGCCAAAGUUGACAUAUUUAGAGCUUUCAUCCAUUGAUAUCGGAGAGCUUCCAAAGGACAUCAAAUGUUUGGUUAAUUUGCAAUACCUAAACAUUUCAUUUACACAGAUCUCAUCACUUCCAAAGGAGUUGGAACUACAAAUUGAAUCAUGCCCACAGCUUGAGCAGAUUGUGAUGAAUGGAAGUGGGAAAUAUCUCAAAAAGCUCAAAAUCUCUGAUGUCAGAAAUCUGCAAAACAUUACUUUCAAGUCAUCUCAAUCGCCUCCAGAAUUUUUUCAUGCAUUGAAGAAGUUAGAAAUUUCAGGAUGUAAUUUGGAUAAUUUAGCUUUGGGUCCGCGAUCUCCAUGUCUAUCUUCUUUACAAAUAGAUGAUUGUGUAGAGAUAGAAAAAUUGUUUUACAUCGAGGAGGAGAGAGAAAUCCAACAACAAGAAGUCUCAGAACAUUGCACCAAUAUUCCCUGCAUUGGAAUAUGUAAGGAUAGAAAAGCUACCAAGAUUAGUGAGCAUAAGCAAUUUUGCAUUGGAUUUCCCUCGACUUGGAUGCCUGGCAGUGUCGGAAUGUCCUAA